AUGAAGAUUCUAGCUAAUAGGCUCAAGGGGUGUCUAGCGGAUCUUAUAAGCAUCAAUCAGUCUGCUUUUGUUCCUGGAAGGCAAAUUUCAGAUAAUAUUCUUCUGACGCAGGAGCUAAUGCACAAUUACCACCUUGAUAGAGGCCUUCCUCGAGCUGCUUUUAAGGUAGAUAUUCAAAAGGCCUAUGAUACUGUUGAUUGGAAUUUUCUCAGGUGUAUUCUCAAGGGUUUUGGCUUCCAUGAUCGUAUGAUCCAUUGGAUUAUGGAGUGUGUUUUGACUCCAUCUUACUCGAUUUGUAUUAAUGGUAUCACUCAUGGUUUCUUUCGUGGUAGAAGAGGUUUAAGACAAGGGGAUCCUUUAUCUCCUUAUCUUUUUACUCUUGAUAUGGAGAUUUUAACUCUGAUCUUAAAGCGUAGAGCUGAUAUUGCUUCUGUGAAGACUGUUAUGGAGUCUUUGGAUGAUUAUAAAUCGAUAUCUAGGUUAGCUCCUAGCUUGCCUAAAAGCACAGCUUUCUUUCGCAAUGUUCUUAAUCACGUGAAGCUAUCUAUCCUUAGCAUUCUGCCAUUUAAAGAGGGUAGACUUCCGGUGAAAUACCUUGGUGUUCCUUUGAUCUCCUCAAGACUUAUGCUACGAGAUUGUAAGAUUGGUAAUGGCAACAAUUGUUUUACGUGGUUUGAUAAUUGGAGUAGGCAUGGACCUAUAUAUGACAAACUCUCGCCCAGAUUGAUUGCUAAUGUAGGUUUUACUCUUAAUUCUAAAGUUUCGGAUAUUAUUGUUAAUGGUGAUUGGAGUUGGCCGAUUGAAUGGUGGACUAGAUUUUCGUACAUUAGCCCACCUGUUUUGGAUCCACUAAAACUUGAUGCUGUUAAAUGGAAGGACAGAAGUGGUAAUAUUUGUGAUUUCUCGGUUUCAAUAGCUUGGCAAGACCUUCGUCCUAGAGCGAAUAGGGUUUGGGAUUCUGUUCGCAUCAAAGCUCAAGUUCAAUGUUCUUCUUCUUUAUGGAACGAGAUUGUGGCUGAUGUAUUAUUGGUAGCUCAUCAAAGAAUGACGUAUUCAGUUGCUUUGAAAUUCUUAUUAGCGGCUUCGGUGUAUUUUAUUUGGCAAGAACGCAAUGCAAGAAUCUUCUCAAAUAGAAAACGAUCUGCUGUUGAACUAAUUGACGUGAUUAUUUCCAAUGUAAGAAUGAAGCUGCUCACAAUUCGGUUCAAGAAGACAGCAAGAGUGGAAGACUUAAGGAUUGCUUGGGAUCUUCCAUUGCUGACGAAUACCGAUCAAGAAGAUGUUGUUGUUAGUGAAAGGGGUUCUGGUUCCCAAGACCUUAGUCUUGGAUCUGAUAGUACUCCUAGAUCUUCUAGCGAGUCUGAUGCUUCCAGUCAGCCUAGGAGGAGGCAUAGGAGGCAUAAGGUUGAUGUUAAAGAUAUUAAGGUUCAGAUUAUGGAAAGAAUUAUGGAAAUUAAGGGGUAUGACGAUAGAAACGGUUUCAAGGUUGCUGUUAUGAAGCUGAGUAAGUAUGCAUCAGCUUGGUAUGAAAACAUGAAGGGUGAAAGAGAGUAUAAUGGUAAAAGCAAAGUCAAGACCUAG
Erigeron canadensis is the source of this 1581-nucleotide messenger RNA. RefSeq lists its product as uncharacterized. Bases 1 to 1581 code for a protein of 526 amino acids. The transcript is spliced from 6 exons. NCBI's taxonomy places the organism in Eukaryota, Viridiplantae, Streptophyta, Magnoliopsida, Asterales, Asteraceae. The record is from RefSeq and is a predicted model, not a curated record.